AUGGCAACCGAUCCCCAGCAGUUUAUGAGAACAUCGGGAAAGAAUGACCCGGUAUGGAUUCACACCGAGCCAUACUCCAAGAGACCGCAAUUUCCAUCGCUGGACAAAGAUCUGGAAACAGAUGUCUGUGUCAUCGGGUCCGGCAUCGCGGGCAUUUCGGUUUCGGAGCAGCUUGUACGAAGGGGGUUGAACGUGGUGAUGGUGGAAGCUCGAGACAUCUUAUCGGGAGAAACCGGCCGUACCUCAGGCCAUCUAUCGUCCGAUCUCGACGACGGAUAUCCCGAGAUAGCAAAACUCUUCGGCGAUGAGGGCGCCAAAGCGGCCGCCGAAUCGCACGACUGGGCACUGAAGCACGUUGGCAACAUUGCGUCGCAAUUGGGCAUCGACUGCGAGUACCGGCAACUCAAGGCAUAUGACGUAUCUCAAUAUGCGAAGGGCAGCAAGGAGCACGACAAUGACAUCAACCAGAUGCGAGAGGAGGCCGAUGGAGCUAGACGAGCAGGCCUCGAUGCGAAGUGGGUCGACAACCUGACCAUCAAGGGCUGGGACGGCAAGCCCGACCAGCGCGACGGCUAUGUGGUCGACACACAGGCGACGUUCCACCCAACGAAAUACCUACUCGGCGUGCUGAAGUGGCUGAAAGAGCAGGCGAACUUCCAGUGCUACACUCACACGCGCGUGACUUCGUGCUCUGAGAGCGGCGUUACGGUCCCGGUGGUCGACGUGCACCUGGGUGCUAAGAACGUGAAGGUGUCGACCAUGAACGGCCAUACCAUCACGUGUAGCCACGCCGUGCAAGCGACGUGUAUACCGCUGCAGAAGCUGAGUGUGGUGGCGGAGUUGGAAUACUACCGCACGUACUGCAUCGCGAUCCGGAUCCCCAAGAACUCGUAUGAGGAUUGCCUCAUCUACGACUCUGCAGAAGCAUACAAAUACGUACGCUUCACCGCCUGCGACGCCGACUCGGACUACAUGGUCGUUGGUGGAUGCGAUCACAAAGUCGGGCAGGAGGCGGAGUGGGACCAGCGCUACCAGGAGCUCGAGACCUGGGCGCGCGAGCGCUUCACACAGGUCGGUAGCGUCGACUACAAAUGGUCGGGCCAGAUCUUUGAGCCGAAGGAUAUGAUGGCGUUCAUCGGCAAGAAUUCCGGGAACGACAGGGUCUACAUCGUGACGGGUGACUCUGGCAACGGGCUGACGCACGGAGUGCUCGCGGGCCGCUUGAUCGCAGAUGAGAUCCAGGGGAUCGAGAACCCAUGGGCGAGGUUCUACGAUCCGAAGCGGAAAGCAACGCUUCUGAAGAAAAUGCCUAGCAUCAUUCAGCAUGAUGUCCAAAUCAACGCGCAGUAUAAGCGUUUCCUGCAGUCAGACAUCACAGACGUCGAGGAUCUGGGCAAGGGUCAGGGCGGGGUCUUGAACCCGACCGGUGGAAAGCCGCAGGCUGUAUACAAGGAUGAAAAUGGGAAGGUUCAUCGGAUGAGUGCGCUGUGUCCGCAUUUGAAGGGCGUGGUGUGUUGGAAUAACGACGAGAAGUCUUGGGACUGCCCUAUCCAUGGAAGCCGCUUCAGCGCUGAGGGCAUUCAGCUCAUUGGCCCUGCGAAAGGGGGCCUAGAGCCGUUUGAUGACAACACUAAGCAGCGACAGGAGAUUGCCAUUGAGUCCUGA
Exophiala bonariae is the source of this 1665-nucleotide messenger RNA. RefSeq lists its product as uncharacterized. The record is from RefSeq and is a predicted model, not a curated record. The coding region runs from base 1 to 1665 and encodes 554 amino acids. Gene Ontology annotation, cellular component: cytoplasm. The transcript is spliced from 2 exons. Gene Ontology annotation, molecular function: 2 iron, 2 sulfur cluster binding; oxidoreductase activity. Lineage: Eukaryota; Fungi; Ascomycota; Eurotiomycetes; Chaetothyriales; Herpotrichiellaceae.